UUUUUCUUCAAAUCCUUUUCCAAAUCCAUAAAAGACAUUCUUGUUUAUUUUUAAGUCAUUCUGAGCAUUUCCUCAUUGUAUUUAAGUUAGGGCUGGCUGCAACUAGGAAAAUAAAUUUUUUGCGGACUCCACAAGUUUUUGCGGACUUCCCUUGCGGACAACCCAUAUCUGGCAGUUGCGGACAGCCUUGAGUUGUGAGUGCGAUACUCAAGGAAAUGGUCGAAAUUUUCUUAUGGAUUUGUAGUAAGUAUAUGGGGGAGUAGAGAGCGAGAUUUUCAAAAAAACCUUGACCUUGAUUCUUAACCUUGAUUUUAAGUAAGGACCUUGACCAGACCUUGGGUCAAGAAAAAAUCAAGGAACGCUGAAAAAUGCCUUGAUCUUGACUCUGGAUCCAGGAAAAAUCAAGGUCUGGAUCCAGAUCCAGCCCGCUCUCUAUUGGGGAGUUACGGACAUUCCUGAUUUUCUUUGUUAACUUUUAUCUUCAUAAAUUUUUUUUCCAGGGUUCUGUGUUAUUUAAAUGUCAGAAGAAGUAGACUCACACAUUGUGGAGAAUUACGAUAUUCAAAAACGAUUGGGGAAAGGUGCUUAUGGAAUUGUUUGGAAAGCUGUUGACAGAAGAACAAAUGAGGCCAUAGCUUUAAAAAAGAUUUUUGAUGCUUUUCGGAAUGCUACAGAUGCGCAGAGAACUUUUAGAGAAAUUAUGUUUUUACAAGAAUUUGGAAGGCAUCCAAACGUUAUUAAAUUGUAUAAUAUUUUGAAGGCUGAUAAUGACAAAGACAUUUAUCUUGUAUUUGAAUAUAUGGAGGCUGAUUUACACAAUGUAAUUAAGAAGAUGACUAUUCUUAAGGAUAUACACAAACAAUAUAUAAUGUGUCAACUCUUUAGAGCCAUCAAAUUUUUGCACAGCGGCAAUGUUCUUCAUAGAGACUUGAAACCAUCAAAUGUAUUAUUAGAUGCUGAAUGCAGAGUAAAGUUGGCAGAUUUUGGUCUGGCACGCUCUUUUAGCCAAAUGGAUGACUCCCUAGAUGGGUCCAAUGUACCCGAAUUAACGGAAUACGUAGCAACUAGAUGGUAUAGAUCGCCUGAAAUUCUGCUUGCUGCCAAGCACUAUACAAAAGGUGUUGAUAUGUGGAGCCUUGGAUGUAUAUUGGCAGAAAUGUUGUUGGGGAAAGCACUUUUCCCUGGUAGUUCUACUAUUAAUCAAAUUGAACGUAUUAUGAAUACAAUUCAAAGGCCUUCUAAAAAUGAUAUUGAAAGUAUUGGCUCUGCUUAUGCCUCCUCAGUUUUAGAAAAAAUGCCACAAUGGCCAAAGAAGCCACUUCUCAUCUUUGCCCCACACAAAAGGUUAAACGUUGAGCAAUGUUUAGAACAUCCAUAUGUCUCUCAAUUUCAUAAUAAAGCAGAAGAACCGUCGCUAGAUUAUGAAGUUAGGCUUCCUCUUCCUGAUCAUAUUCAACUUUCUGUCCACGAAUAUAGAGAUAAACUUUAUGAAAUAAUUUCUACCAAAAAAGUAAAUAUACAACGUAUUAAUUAUCCCAAUAUAAACGAUAAAAACACGGCAUGUAAUGGUUGGGUAGAUAAACAACAUCAUCAAAACGGGGAAACAAAAGAACAACAAAAUAGAAGACAGUCAACAACAACAAAAGAACAACAACAACAACAAGUAAAACAACAACAAAUGCAACAACAAAUGAGAAACAUAAAAACAACAAGCGGGUAA
Meloidogyne enterolobii is the source of this 1720-nucleotide messenger RNA. The record is from the annotation of a GenBank genome assembly. NCBI's taxonomy places the organism in Eukaryota, Metazoa, Nematoda, Chromadorea, Rhabditida, Meloidogynidae.